AUGGGCGUUUCGCGCGGUGCCCCCGAAAACCCGGGAUCCGCGAAGUCUUCAGGCUCCCGAGGGGCCCCGGUCAUUCAGCUUCGAAGGGGUCCCCGAGCUCCUGCCCGGGAAACCGGCGCACACUUCGCCGCGAAUUGCAAGUUCACACCGGUCCCGGAUGGAGUACCGGGCCCGGGACCGCGAGGCGAGGGACUGAUGCCCAGUUGA
Messenger RNA from Puccinia graminis f. sp. tritici CRL 75-36-700-3, 207 nucleotides. RefSeq lists its product as uncharacterized. The coding region runs from base 1 to 207 and encodes 68 amino acids. The record is from RefSeq and is a predicted model, not a curated record. The transcript has a single exon. NCBI's taxonomy places the organism in Eukaryota, Fungi, Basidiomycota, Pucciniomycetes, Pucciniales, Pucciniaceae.